AUGAAGCCCGGGACGUGUCCAGGUACUCGUCCGGCACCAAUCACAGGCCACUCGUCGUGGCUCGGCCCCGCCCCCGGUCCAACCCCUCUGGGGACCGGACCGUCCUGGAGACCGGCAGGACAGCGGUCCCCAGAACCACAGAGUGGUCCGACGGAGGUGCAUCCCCAGCAGCCGGUGGCUCGUCCCCGCAGCGGGGCACCCCCGGCGGCUCCCCUCCAGUCGCUGCUCCCCUCCAGCCCGCUGCGCUCUUCCUGUAGCAACGCCACCUCCACGCUCCGGCCGCAGCCUAUCCGCGCCACGGUGUCGUACCAGCUUGUGCGUGGAAGGCAGCACAGCCCAACCCGCUCCGUUUCCUCCUCCUCCUCAGUAGCCGGGAGCAACACAGGACCGACGACGUCCCGUUGCUCCAGUCCCGCCAACCCGGGUGGAAGCGGCUCGGACGGCAGGCUGGUUCCCAGGCAAAGGCACAGCAGGAGCCCCCAGAUCGCUCUCUCCAUCCGUCUGGUUCCAAAGAAGUCCUCUCUGGUUGCAUCGGGUGUCCAGGGCAGUGUGAUGGGCGAGGUGGGGCGUGCACCCAGGAAUGACAUGCUGGACCCUGGCCAGAGACCAAUAAACCGAACCAUAGCUGACGCCGUGCUGUCCUGCUGCUCUGAGCUAAUGCCAUCUCACUCGUCUUUUAUCUGUGCAAUUGAAAGGACAGAGUCGCAGCAGCUGCAGAGCUCGGGGAAGACUUCCUCUCUGGGCGCCAUCACUGGACCCGACCUCUCCGGGCCUCCUGACGUCCGUGUGCUCGAUCCAUCUUGUAUGAAAGAUAAAUCCACACAGACUCGUGGAUGUUGGAGUGACGAAGCAGGAAGAGGGAGCACUCAGCAGCGCUCUGCGUCGUGCAGUGCCGACCAGCUCAAAGAGAUUGUGAAGCUCCGGCAGUAGCUCCAGAGCAUUAAACAAGGAGGACGUCGCAGUAGAGACGGAACGAGCCUCUCUGCUCCAGUCCAACACCGUCACCUGCACCUGACCAGCACCACCAAGCACACUUCCACUACAGCCAGCCACGUUCAGCAGUUUUCCAUGUCGAAGUCGGCCCAGAUGCCGCUGUCCAACAUCACAGUGCCAAAGCCAUCCAUCUCCAGGGUGCCCAGCAGCAUGGAGGGCAUCAACCAUGAGCUGGAGAAGGUUUUCAUCAAAGACAAUGGAGAGAAGGAGGAGCUGAAGUCCCUGGAGGUUCCUGACGGGCGACGGGCACCCUUCCCUCCCCAGCAGCGCAGCAGCAGCACCCGCAGCGUGGACACCCAGACCCCCUCGGCCCCAGGACGGUCCAGCAGCUGCUCCAGCCUGUCGCCGUGCCCCUCGCCAGCCUGCCCACCGGGAUCCCACGACGGCAGUCCGUACUCCACAGAGGAUCUACUAUACGACCGGGAUAAAGACAGUGGAAGCAGUUCUCCACUUCCAAAGUUCGCCUCGUCGCCCAAACCCAACAACAGCUACAUGUUCAAGCGAGAGCCACCAGAGGGCUGCGAGAAGAUUAAAGCUUUCGAGGAGAUGAGCUCCAGGCAGUCCACAUCGACGUCAGUGCCCCUCUUCUCCUGCCCUGACAAAAACAAGGUCAACUUCAUCCCGACGGGCUCGGCGUUCUGCCCCGUCAAGCUCCCCGGCUCUUUGCACCUCACCCCGGCCUCGGAGCCCGAGGAGGACGAGGACAACGCGGAGGCAGGCUCCAGCUCAGAGCCCCAGGGGGCCACCUCGUUCUACAGGGCCCCCACUCAGGUCUCCACGAGCACCAGCACAGACGACCCCCCAGAGGAACCCGGCUCGCCCUCAGAGACUGCAGAGCCCCAGACAGACAGCCCGGCCAUCAGCUAGACCUGAGCAGAGCUGGCCUCUGGCUCCGGAACCAACGCUAGCGACCACCGACCACCACCACUGACUGUCCCACCAACACCUCCGUCUGCUCUGUCAGGGGAGCCUCCGUCUCUCUGUGCUGACCCCUCCACCCCCUUCUAUCUCUGCAUGACGUAGCAAUGUCCCAAAUAUCCACCACCGCCACCACAAAGACUCAACGCCACCUUAAUGUACUGUCCUGAUAAUGUCUGAGCUUUCGUUGGCAGGAGAGGACCUGAUGGUUGAAGGUAUCAUAUGCAGACAUCGGAGGGAAGAAUGCACUACGGAUGGGGGGAGGGGCAUGCAUUUUAAACUGGUAGUAUAUUUCUGAUUAAAUUAUGUGUUGUUCUCUGUUUCAACAUUCACAGUAUGAAUAAGCUCUCUAAACAUAUAUAUAUAUAUAUAUAUACACAUAUAGUUCUAUGAAAAGAAAGAGAAAUGCUUGUUUUAAAAGAAAAAAAUCCAAAACUGUGUAUUGCUGUGUGAUGUACUGAACAGGCAAACCGGCUGUACUAUUCAGGAUUAUGUUUACACGAUCCAGGUCACAUUGUUAAACCCUGUCUCAAAGAAA
This is a messenger RNA of Stegastes partitus (bicolor damselfish), 2449 nucleotides long. It is a transcript of the gene glcci1a, whose product is annotated as glucocorticoid induced 1a. Lineage: Eukaryota; Metazoa; Chordata; Actinopteri; Pomacentridae. Gene Ontology annotation, cellular component: cytoplasm. The record is from RefSeq and is a predicted model, not a curated record. Gene Ontology annotation, biological process: podocyte development.